CACGACUAAAUUAAUAUCUUAAUGGUUUCUCCUGCACGACGCACGUCCUUCCAUUCGGUCCCUCCGGCGCAGAAAAACAAAGCAUGCCUCGGUCUUCCCCGAUCCCUUUUUCGUCUCUCCUGUGCUUCUGCUUCUUCUUCUUCUGCCAUAAGCAAACAACGAACAUGCCCAAUUUCAGACAGCCAGCCAACCCCGAUCCACAUCUUAAAUAGCACGGACUCGCCUAUCCACCCCCUUGGGCCCAGAACACUCAAUCCAGAAAAUUCCCAUCGUCCAUUCCCUAGAUUUCCAGCAUUGCAGGAAUCCUGGCUUGUUUUCUGCUUGCUGCACGUGACUGUGCAACACCCGCUACACCGAAGAAUUGAAUAGUUCCAUACGUAGUAGACAGACACCCCAGGCACUGAUUAUAAACAACUCAAAUUUUCCCC
This is a messenger RNA of Aspergillus welwitschiae, 428 nucleotides long. RefSeq lists its product as uncharacterized. The coding region runs from base 22 to 369 and encodes 115 amino acids. The record is from RefSeq and is a predicted model, not a curated record. The transcript has a single exon. NCBI's taxonomy places the organism in Eukaryota, Fungi, Ascomycota, Eurotiomycetes, Eurotiales, Aspergillaceae.